CACACAAUAUACUCUCGAAUGAUUUCAAUUCUCAAAUUAUGGCAAUAGAUAUGGAUGUCGAUGAUGUAGAUGACGUAGAGGAAGCAUCACAAAACGAAUCAGACGAAGAUCGUGAAGAUACUCAAUUUGACGAAAAUAGCGAAAAUGCGGAUGAUGAUGAUCAAGAAGAUGAUGAAGAUGAUGAUGAUGGAGAGGAUGACGAUGAAGAUGAAGAGGAUGAAGAUGCAGAAGAUGAUGAAGACGAAGAUGAGGAAGACGAUGAAGAUGAUCCCGAAGCCGACACAACUUCUCACAAACAGAGAUCUCCAACACCUGCUGUCAAUUCUUCCCCUGCUGCAUACGUACGUGCUGCUGAAAAUCGAUUGAAACGACUAAGAGCAUCAUCCUCAAAUCUAGCCAAACAGGCAUCCGCAUACUCGAUAGAACCUGUUGGUGCAAUACCGCAUUCUGCCCAUGUUCAUUCUAUGGCUCUAAGCGCUGAUGGUACAAAUUUACUCACAGGCGGAAGUGAUGGUUAUGUUCGCCGGUAUGACGUUUAUGCAAGCAUGAAUGGGAAAGCGCCUCUCACACAAAACAUACGACAUCAAUAUGUGGAUGGUGUAGUGAAAGGUGGAGCAUUAACGGCUUGGUGGGCAUGCGAAGAAGUCCCGUUAGUAAAAGGAGAGGAAGAAGAAGAAGCAGAAGAAAGACUUGUCAGUCCGGUUCAUAGUUUGGCAAUUCAACAAGACGCUCUUUGGUGUUUGAGCGGAACGGAAUCCGGGAAUAUAAAUCUGAACAGCUUACGACAUGAUAGUGGACAACUACGGCAUGUUUUACGUCGACAUACAUCUGCAGUCUCAGCAUUGGCCUUAACCGACACAGAUACGGUUCUCAUGAGUGGAGGGUGGGAUAGAGGUCUACAUCAGUGGGAUAUGCAUACUGGUAAAGUGGUACGAUCAUUCCCAGGACACACAGGACAGAUAACUUCGAUAUCUUUCAGACCUCUACAGCAGGGAGAGACGUACUCCAAUGCUCCAUCUCCAAAUGUGAUCAUACGACCUUCCGCGGCAGACUCGACAAAUAAUGGAGAUAUUUCGAUGCAGGACAAUAUCGAUGCUAAAGAAGAAGCAGCCAGUCAGAAGAUAUCGCCGUCACCCAGGAAAAGUCUGGGUGAGCGAAGCCAGUCGAAAGAUGCCUCACAGAGGGGAGAUAUAAGUAUGCAACUUGAACGAAGCAAUGAAGCUCAACAGAAGCAAGGCAAGACGCAAGAGAAUGGCUCAUCUCCCAGCAGAAAAUCACCCGAAAAUAGUUCACUUUUCGGAGAUGAUGGCGAAAAGAGUAACGAGAUUGACGGUGAGAAUGGAUUACAGGAGGCUCUAGGGCUAGGGACAACUUCUUCUGACGCACCAACAAAGCACAAUUUAAUGGAUGUCACCAUGGACGAAGCGGAUUUGAGACCUACACAACCACUCAAGCUAAAUAGAGAAAACGAAAAGACUGCUGAUGAUUCGGAUGGCGAUUCAUUGUUUGGCGGUAUGAGUGCAGAUGGUUCGGCUGAUGCGGAUGGCGAAGCGGAUGCAGACGGUGAGGCAGAUGCGGAUGCUGAAGGAGAAGAAGAUGCAGAAGGAGAAGCAGAUGAUAUGGACGCAGAAGGGGAAGAUGAAGAUGCAGAAGGUGAGGAUGAUGAUGCACCUUUAGCAGCAAGAGCUGCAAGACCACUUUUACCUACUGCUUCAACGAGUAGUGGAUUGGAAUUGCCUGGUUCAAAGCCUGCAUCUCAAGUCAAUCAGAGUGCGGCGCCAUCUUCUUUGCCAAACGGACAUUCUGCACCUGCUGCCGCUAGACAAAGACAGCUGCCCAAGCCGGCAUUUGGAGGAGCGAGCACAUUUGCAAGCUUUGACGGGGAUGUUUCGAAGUUCAGCAAUGAUAUAAUGAUGACGACCACCCUUGGUGGUCAAGUGACUCUUUGGGACAAACGUGUUCCUUCUUACCCUGGAAGCAGUAGUAGCCAACCGAAUCACACCAAUGGCAUCUCUGGCUCUUCAACAACGCACAAGGGCGUUCGUGCAUUGGCCUUGCCUGACAAAACACCUCCAUGGUGUACGAGCGCUUGUUGGAGUGGCGAUGGAAACAAGAUUUAUGUUGGAAGACGUAAUGAAACGGUAGAUGAAUGGGAUUUACGAAUGAUACCAGACGUUGAGCAAUCCCUCGAUGGAAGUCAACCUCCUCGAUCACGCAAAGGUGAUGUUCGUUUCGUUCGUAAUCUGCGUUUACCUUCUGGCAGUGGACCUGUUAGUGCGGUUUACAGUAUGCCAAAUUCAAGACAUCUAAUUUGUGGAUCGUACGAUAAUAUACGAAUAUGGGAUACUAUGGCCGAUUCAAAUACAGCUUCUGGAAGUGGAAGUGUUCCUUUCAGGAUCGUUGCUGGUCAUCAUGGUGCAACUGUUUCUCAGCUAUUGUUAGACCCAACCUCAAGAUUCUUAUUUUCCUCUUCCGGUGAUCGUGGAUGGAUGUCCACUUCAACUGAAACUGUUAUGCUACAUGAAGUUCGACCUGCAAAUUGGUGAAUUUCAACUGCUGCUUUGUCUUUCUUUAUCGCUUUUGUAUUCUCUUUUCUUUAUUUUGCUCACUUUUUUCUUUGCUAUAUCUAGAUCCCCAUGUCAUCUUUAUCAAAUGUAUCGUAGUCAACAAAAAUCGGAUAUUG
Messenger RNA from Meira miltonrushii, 2683 nucleotides. Its product is annotated as WD40 repeat-like protein. The record is from RefSeq and is a predicted model, not a curated record. Gene Ontology annotation, biological process: chromatin organization; regulation of transcription by RNA polymerase II. Lineage: Eukaryota; Fungi; Basidiomycota; Exobasidiomycetes; Exobasidiales; Brachybasidiaceae. Gene Ontology annotation, cellular component: SAGA complex. Gene Ontology annotation, molecular function: TBP-class protein binding; transcription coregulator activity. Bases 39 to 2546 code for a protein of 835 amino acids. The transcript has a single exon.